Symbiodinium necroappetens is the source of this 3300-nucleotide messenger RNA. NCBI's taxonomy places the organism in Eukaryota, Dinophyceae, Suessiales, Symbiodiniaceae. The record is from the annotation of a GenBank genome assembly.
AUGGCAGCGCGCUCCCUCGGAGGUUCUCCACAUACUCCGGAAUCUGGGAUUCCAGGAGUCCGAGGCCUCCGACUCCUGCCCUGCGGCCUCCACGCCGCUGAAGCAGCUCUCCGGGGUUGGAGGAUGAAGGUGGAGUUGGCCAAGGCAUUGUGGCUUCGACCGAAGCUGCUACUCUUGGACGAGCCCACCAAUCACCUGGAUUUUCGGGCUCGCGAGUGGCUCAUGGAGCAAAUCGCCGAGUACCCGCACACAGCCGUGGUCGUCUCGCACGAUGUGGCCUUUCUGCACGAGGUCUGCAAGGACAUCAUUUGGAUGACGGAGCAGAGGCUGGAGACCUUGCCUGGAAAGAUCGUGUCGCAAGAAGAUCUGCUCCGAAUGCAGCGCCGGAAGCCUCUCCGAUUCGAGUUCCGGGUGCCCAGCGGCGAGGACCCGGUCUCUCAGGGAAUUUCGCUGCACGAUGUCGAGUUCACUUACGGAGACGGUGCUGGACUCUCUGUGGAGUCACUGCGCCUCAGUGGCCGCAGCCGAGUGGUGCUGCUGGGCCGGAACGGUGGGGGGAAGUCCACCUUCCUGAAGCUUUGUGCCGGGCGCCUGGAGCCAGGCCGGGGAAGUGUCGACCGCACGCCCGGGCUGAAAGUCGGCUACUUCUCCCAGGUCACCGAGGACCUGGAUGCGAAUUCCGAGCUCACUGCGGCGGAGUUUAUGCUCAAGCAGUGCCGUGAGGAAUUGGCCGAGCACGCUGGUUCCACCCACACUUCCCGCCUCACAGCCUCCAAGAAGGCAUUGGACUCCUCGGGCACUUCUCUGACGAAGCCGAAAGCCUCCAAGUCGGUCUGCGAAAAGCGGCUGUUGGAGGUUGCCCGAGGCGUCCUGAGUAGCCACGGCCUUGAUGGGGACCUGGCCACGAAGGUCCCUGUUGACGCCCUGAGUGGUGGACAAAAGGCUAGCUUGAAGUUAGCCGUCCUUUCGCAGUCGCCCGCUCACAUCCUGCUUCUGGAUGAGCCCACGAACCAUUUGGACGCAGAGGCCUGCCGAGCCUUGGCCGAGGCGCUGGCGAAGUUUCCAGGAGGGAUCGUGGCAGUCACCCACGAUCCUUUGCUCACAUAUCGCUUGAUCCAUUGCAACUGGAACAGCAGCGAACUCUUCCUCUGCCGUGAUGGUUUUCUAUGGAAGCAGCGGAACUUCAGUUCGCACAGCCUGAAGGCUUUCCAGGACCUGCCGAACUUCUGGGAGGUAUACCGGGCACUCGGGCAGUGCUACGAAGCCGAGAUCGCACGCCUCCAGGGUCCCUCUCAGGGUGUCCCUUCCCCGAUUUCCCUCAAAGAGGAGGAGAGGCCGGACUCUUCUUCAAGGUCGAUCCAACUCGGCAAGUCGCUAAGAGCCCGUCGCCCAACGAUUGAUGAUCUCGGCCUCGGAACCGGCGCCGGCGCCUCUGCCUCAAUGAGAGAAUCCCUGGAUGAGCGGGCCGCGCGUGCAACGGGGCACAAGCUCCAGCAGCUUGUGCCCCUUCUGCCUUCCGGGCACUUGCACUGCUUGAAGGCCCAAGACCUCCCCGAAACCGAGCAAACUGUGGAGGUGUGUUUUGUUCCCUUAUCGAACUGGAAUUCCGACACGUCGCCUUCGGUGCGUCGUCGGAGCAGCGUCAGCACACUGGCAUCGGGGCAAGCCGACACCACCGUGCCCAAGAAGCUUGCAGGCAGGUCCAUCCUACUCCCGGCUGGCAUCCUGCGCAGCACCUGGGACGUUUUGAGCCUUCUCUGCCUGAUUCUUGACCUUCUGCUUUGGCCACUGGACGUCUUCAGCGAGAAGUGGCCGUCUGCGCAAAGCUCCCUGAACGGGGUCCCUCUGCUGCUUCCGUGCUUCUGGACUUUGGACAUCUUGAUAGCCUUCUGCACACCAUACUACCGGAAAGGUGAGCUGGAGUGCCGGUACGUCCAAAUUGCAAGAAGAUAUGCUGGAGAGUGGCUGUUGUUUGAUGUGCUCUAUGUUGUGGUGGAUUGUGUGGCGAUCUUCGGGGAGCAGAUGCCACGGGAUCCGAUGGACACACUUCGCUUGACACAGUUCCUUCUCCGGCUGGUCCGGCUUACCAGAAUGAGCAAGAUGGCGGAGGGCAUCAAGAGCCGUUUCAAGUCCGAAAUGCUGAGCGCUAAUGCGAACAUCGUGCAGAUCUCCGUCCAGCUCCUGCUCAUUCACCACCUCACCGCUUGCUGCUGGUAUUACGUUGGCUCCUGGGAGUCUCCUGGCUGGGUGUCCCAGAACCUGGACAGCGCGACCGUCUCUUACAAGUACUCGACUUCGCUUCACUGGACCUUUUGCCAGCUUGGCUUCGGCGGCACGGAGAUCGAGCCCGUGAACACGGCCGAGCGAGCUUUUGGCAUUCUGUUCGCGUUGUUGGCUUUGGCGGUUUUUUCGACGCUGCUCGCGACGAUUGCCAGCCAGACGGCCACUCUGUCGAAGAGCACAGAAGAGAGGCGGCGCCUCUUCCGGCAGCUUGGCAAGUUCCUAGGCAAGCAUGGGAUCCCGCCGGAGCUCUCCCUGCGCAUCCACUGCUUCCUGGAGCAUGCUUACAACCUGAAGCAGCAAACAUUGCUGGAAACCACGGUCCCGCUUCUGGAUCUCCUCUCAAAGCCCUUGCGCGGUGAGCUGCAGUGUGCACGCUACGAGAGUUGCCUCAGGCAGCUGGACUUCGUGGCUUUCCUCCCGGCGAGCUGUCGCGACGAUGCCCUGCAGCGGCUAGCUCAUAAGGCCCUCCAGCAACGAACUUUUGCAGCGACCGACACGAUUUUCGAAGCUGGCAAUGUUGCUUCAGAGGCGUUUUUCUUGACGACGGGUCGCCUUGAGUACCUGCUCGGUUCUGCAACGCAUUCCGUUUCUGGGCACUGCUGGCUGGUGGAGAUGUGCUUGUGGACUCCGUGGCUUCAUCUGGGUGAGCUCUCGGCUGUGGAGGAUUCUGAGGUCAUCUCCGUGAAAAUCGAGCAGUUUCACGCGUCAAUGAGGCGCUCCUAUCACAUUCUGAACCUUGCCCAGGCAUAUGCGCAAAACUACGUGGAUGCCAUGCAUGGCUUUGUUCUGGUUACUGACCUGUGGAGGAAAACCUCCGUGUGUGCUGAAUGCGAGGAGGAAGUUCGUAGCAGUGUGUCGAAAAGACAUUCCGCUUCCUUUCGCUCGGGCAAGCCAGGCUCUGUUAACGCCAGGCACGGUUCAAAUCAUUUCAGCCCCCCUUCAUUUGCUUCUGCCAUUUGGCAGAAGCUUUUCCCUCCGACGUCGACGGACUUCAGCAGAAUCGCACCGCUGCAGUGA